CUGUCAUUUCCGAACAGCACAGAGCUAGAGUAAAGUCAGCGUGAAAAAGGAAGAGUUGCAGUGUGCUGGAAUUCUUCCUGCACAGCCUGGAUUAUUACAGGAGACGGACUUCAAGAGGUUUAAAAAGCAGAGGAUUUAAAAAAAAAUAGUUCAAAAUGGAGUACUUUGAGAAAGAGCUUUGUAAGGACAACUGAUGUUUGACUUCUAGAACUACUGAAGGAAUUUUUCAAAAUGAGCAUUGUAAUGAAGCCAAGAUCCCGAUCUACCAGCUCCUUAAGGACUGCCGACACAAUGUGUUUUGAUGUAGACAAUGGUACAUCAUCGGGACGAAGUCCCUUGGAUCCCAUGACAAGCCCUGGAUCAGGGCUAAUUCUUCAGGCAAAUUUUGUCCACAGUCAACGUAGGGAGUCUUUCCUUUACCGGUCAGACAGUGACUAUGACCUGUCUCCAAAGUCCAUGUCCAGGAACUCCUCCAUUGCCAGUGAUAUACAUGGAGAUGACUUGAUUGUGACACCAUUUGCUCAGGUGCUGGCCAGCCUCCGUACUGUACGGAAUAACUUUGCCGCGUUAACCAAUCUACAAGAUCGGGCACCCAGCAAACGAUCACCAAUGUGUAACCAACCAUCUAUUAACAAAGCAACCCUGACAGGGCUAAAUGAGCAGUCGCUUCUUGGAGUGGUGGGAUUCUUACUGCUUCGUGUCACGCACAGUAAUGCUGUACAUGUGCACAAACACAUGAAAACAGCCCUCUCCUGGCUGCGGGCUGAGCUGACCGUGGCACCACCGCCUUUCAGAAGGGUCCCUGCCCUCAGCCUCCGUGUUCCCCCGGGCGAGGCUCCGCUGGGAGCGGUGUGCGGUGGCCGGCGGCAGCG
Molecule: messenger RNA, 872 nt
Organism: Nestor notabilis (Kea)
Lineage: Eukaryota; Metazoa; Chordata; Aves; Psittaciformes; Psittacidae
Product: cAMP-specific 3',5'-cyclic phosphodiesterase 4D-like
Exons: 7
Source: RefSeq, a predicted model, not a curated record